Molecule: messenger RNA, 702 nt
Organism: Cadophora gregata
Lineage: Eukaryota; Fungi; Ascomycota; Leotiomycetes; Helotiales; Ploettnerulaceae
Exons: 4
Coding region: 1-702 (233 amino acids)
Source: RefSeq, a predicted model, not a curated record
AUGUCCGCCCCCCUCCAACCCCAAUCUCAAUCCAGCACUCAAGACCCAACACAACCUCCCUCCCAAGCGCAAGGCCUCACUGCCAAACCGGGAGUCGGUACCGCCACUGGUCCAGUAGCAGGAGCUAAGCCAGGAGCAGGAUUCAAUUCUACGGCUGCUGGGCCGGAGGGAGCUGCGGGGGAUGAGAGCGAGUCGACGAGCUAUGGAAUUGAGAGUACGAAUUUGAAGGUUGCUGCUGGGGUGGAGUUGAGUCCCAGGCAGAGGGUUCUUGUGGGUGGGGUUUUGGAUCUGUUCAAGGGAUUACCAACACACAAGAAGAUGUCUCUCUGGACCGACACCGCCACAUUCGCCGACCCCCUCACCAAAGCCCAAGGCAGGAAACAAUACGAAGCGCAAUGGUGGGGCCUCAAAGCCGCCUUCUCCGAGAUCGAGCAACAGCACCACUCCAUCACCUCCUCCGGCAACCCCAUCACCAUGGAUCUUAAGACCAGAUACAAAGUCAAGGGUAUUGGAGCUGAGAAGGUCAUUGAGAGUGUGAUUAAGAUUCAUACUGAUGAGAAGGGGGAGAGGAUCACGGGUGUGGAGGAUAGGUGGAAUGGGAGUAUUCCUGAGGGGGCGAUUGCUACUGCAUUUCGCAAUCUCAACAGCGUCGUUGUCCCAGCCUUCGUCAGCCUGCCGAAGGAUGAUGCGGAGAAUAAGUAA